AUGGCUGAUGCUCAUAGUGAAAGACAAACAUCAAUAUUUUCACCGCCAUUCUAUUCAUCACCUACUGGGUAUAAAAUGAGAGCAAGACUAUAUUUAAAUGGUGAUGGUAAUGCUCGUCAUACACACAUGUCACCUUCCUUUGUUUUAAUGACUGGAGAAUAUAAUGGUAUUCUUAAAUGGCCAUUUAAUCACAAAGUUACAUUCUGCUUAUAUGAUCAAUCAAGUCAAAACCGUCAUGUAAUAGAUUCAUUUCGACCUGACAUUAAAUCAAAUUCAUUUCAACGACCACACUCAGAUAUGAAUAUUGCAGGUGGAAUACCUGAAUUUUUUCCUGUAUCAAUGAUUCAGCAGACUGGCAAUGGUUAUUCAAAUUAUUAUUGA
Molecule: messenger RNA, 381 nt
Organism: Didymodactylos carnosus
Lineage: Eukaryota; Metazoa; Rotifera; Eurotatoria; Philodinida; Philodinidae
Source: the annotation of a GenBank genome assembly